UUUCAGGAUCUGAGCCCGCUGGAGGAGCCGCUAACUAUCUUUUGUCGCCUGCCUGCGGUUUAUUAUGCACCGUGUGAGGGCGCUGCGGCUGACAGCCUGUGUCAGGAAGCUUUUUAUCAAACAGCCAACAUGUUGUCUGAGCACAAAGUCGCCAGCGGACAACCAGCGACGAUCUUCACCACAUUUCGACUAUCUGCACCUCAAAACGACUGUGCAUGCAAAGUCAUCCAGUAGAGGACUAGAAGACAUGCUUUUUUACACCAUCACUGAAGGAAAAGAGCAGCUCCUCGUCUCAUACUUCAUCUCGGCCCUGAAAAAAACCGGACUUCAUCCGUCUGAUCCUCGUCUGAAGGACUGCAUGGGGAAGCUGCGACAGCUUGCUAAGGACUCUGUUGGAGAGGUGAUGAUGGAUCGGGACAUCUUUCACAGAUGUGUCGGUGGAAACAUUGUCCUGCUGAUCCAGGCCUUCAGAAAAAAUUUUGUCAUCCCAGAGUUUGACAUUUUUACCCAAAAGAUCAAUGAAAUCUACAAGAGAGUGCAAAGGCAAACUGAUGGGAAGGUUGCAGACUACAUCCCCCAACUGGCCAAGUUCAGUCCACACCUGUGGGGUGUGUCUUUGUGCACUGUGGAUGGACAAAGGCACUCUGUAGGUGACACCAAGCAGCCGUUCUGCAUGCAGUCCUGUGUGAAGCCACUGCAGUACGCCAUUGCUGUCCAUGAAGUGGGAACAGAGAAGGUUCACCGUUACGUGGGCAUGGAGCCCAGUGGGCUCAAGUUCAACAUGCUCUCACUGGAUGAAGAAGAUAAACCACACAAUCCCAUGGUGAAUGCUGGAGCCAUACUGAUGAGCUCUUUUACCAAGCCUCAUUCAAAUAAAGCAGAGAAGUUCGACUACGUUAUGGAUUUUGUGAAAAAGAUGGCAGGCCACGAGUACGUUGGUUUCAGCAACGCCACGUUCCAGUCCGAAAAAGAAACUGGAGACAGAAAUUUUGCUAUUGGAUACUACAUGAAAGAGAAGAAGUGUUUUCCUGAGGGAGCAGACAUGAUUGACGCCAUUGACUUCUACUUUCAGCUUUGCUCCAUCGAGAUCACCUGUGAAUCUGGAAGUAUUAUGGCUGCCACUCUCGCCAAUGGAGGGAUCUGUCCAAUUACAGGCGAGCAAGUGCUGAAUGCUGAGGCGGUGCGAGACACUUUGAGCCUCAUGCACUCAUGUGGCAUGUCCGACUUCUCUGGCCAGAUGGCUUUUAAUGUUGGUUUGCCUGCUAAAUCAGGUGUAUCAGGUGCAAUACUGCUGGUGGUCCCCAAUGUGAUGGGAGUGAUGUGUUGGUCUCCUCCACUGGACAAGGUUGGAAACAGUGUUCGAGGAAUACACUUUUGUCAGGAGCUUGUGUCUCUUUUCAAUUUCCACAACUAUGACAACUUGAGGCACUUUGUGAAGAAGCAGGACCCUCGCCGGCAAGACGGGGAUGACAGAAAUGAGUCAGUUUUCAACUUGAUGUUUGCUGCCUCCAGUGGAGAUGUCUCAGCCCUGAGAAGGUCUGCACUGUCAUCCAUAGACAUGGGACUGAGGGACUACGACUCCAGGACAGCACUUCAUAUCGCAGCAGCAGAGGGUCACAUCGAAGUGGUGAAAUUUCUCACUGAAACCUGCAAAGUUAAUCCAUUUGUACAAGACAGGUGGGGGAACCUGCCAGUGGACGAUGCCAUGCAGUUUGGACAUGAUGCUGUGGUCGCGAUGCUGAAGGACUAUCAGCGGGUCUGCAGGCAGCACAGCGAUACUGAGAACCCGCAGAAAGUCAAUCCCGUCGAGGGCAUGGUGUGACAAUCUACAAAGGCCACAGCAUGUCAAGACACUUCUCACAUUUGGAAAUGCACCAAACAAAACAUUUGGAGCACCAAGCAGAGAACAGAAUGCCUUUGCAUCCUAGUUACUUGACUGUAAGAAUAACUAGAAGGGCAGUCAGCAGCAGUAAUACCUCUGCUAAAGUCCAGAAUGCUUGCAAUGUGGAGAAUUCAGCAUGUAAAUUAUGUUUUCUGUGAAAAAAAUAAAAAGUAAACGUAUUUCAGUGAA
Thalassophryne amazonica is the source of this 2071-nucleotide messenger RNA. Its product is annotated as glutaminase kidney isoform, mitochondrial-like. The transcript has 18 exons. Gene Ontology annotation, molecular function: glutaminase activity; protein binding. Gene Ontology annotation, biological process: L-glutamine catabolic process. The record is from RefSeq and is a predicted model, not a curated record. The coding region runs from base 65 to 1822 and encodes 585 amino acids. Lineage: Eukaryota; Metazoa; Chordata; Actinopteri; Batrachoidiformes; Batrachoididae.